Brienomyrus brachyistius is the source of this 1050-nucleotide messenger RNA. It is a transcript of the gene myct1a, whose product is annotated as myc target 1a. The coding region runs from base 110 to 673 and encodes 187 amino acids. NCBI's taxonomy places the organism in Eukaryota, Metazoa, Chordata, Actinopteri, Osteoglossiformes, Mormyridae. The transcript is spliced from 2 exons. Gene Ontology annotation, cellular component: nucleoplasm. The record is from RefSeq and is a predicted model, not a curated record.
GCCUGCCCUGGAAAGGGGCUCUUUGUGUGCUUGCUGUCCUGUGAGCGAUGGCGGGAGCCUCCAUGUGAAUCCUGCUCCGUCCUGCUCCGUCCGCAUCCCUGCAGGAAUAAUGGCUCAGAAUCAGACGGACUUCCAGUGGGACUUUCUGAAAUCACCCUUUGUCGACAAGCUGAUCCUGGCCUUCUGCCUGUCCAUACUGAUUGGCUUCUUGCUCGGGGCCCUGAUCUAUGUCUUUAUGACCUGGAUGUCCCGACGUAGGGCAUCGGUCCGCAUCACCCGCAGACCGGCUCGCCAGUCCCGUUCCCUGGGCCACAACGUCCUGCACAGCAGGCCUGCCUUCGCCCGCACCAGCGGCUACGACCGCCGCAGCAACAACAGCCUGGCCGGUGCUGCCUUCAGCUUCCACCGGCAGACCUCACUUGAGCAGGCCGACCCGCUGGGGCGUAAGCCCAGUUUCCACGCCUCCACCUUCCACCCACUGCAGCAGUGUGUCCCAAGCACCAACGAGGUGCAACAGAGCGGCCACACCUCACCCACCGCAGCGCACAACUGCACGCCUCCCCAGCAGAACUCCUUCUGGCCUAGCAGCAGCCCCCGGAGGCUGCACAUGACACAGACAUCACUCCCUGUGUAUAACAAUGUCAUCCGGGCCUUCCAGGAGUCACGCACCUGAAAGGCUUCCCAAGCCUGUGCAAUGGAAAACAUUUGACUUACACUUGAUUAAACAGGGGAAAACCCUGUGUUGUUAUGUGGGUUCUAUUUUAUACGCUGCAUUUACACAUGGAGCCUCGCCUCAAUUUGUAUUUUCAUAUGACUGACAAUACACCAUGCCAUUGGUGCACAGUCCAGUGAGACAACUCCAACUGUGAAAUAUGUUUUCCACAUACAGAAUGUUUUACUGAUGCAUUAGGAUAAUUAUCCAUUCAAAUGUAUACUUAUUUAAGCAACGAGCCUUGCACUUAAGCAUUAUAUUGGAUUCCCUGAGCUGUGGUUCGAUUAAACCCGAUUCAUAAUGUAAGUUGCUGUAUGAAUAAAAUAAAGCUUUUAUUC